This is a messenger RNA of Aspergillus bombycis, 1380 nucleotides long. Its product is annotated as M6 family metalloprotease domain-containing protein. The transcript is spliced from 3 exons. Gene Ontology annotation, molecular function: peptidase activity. The record is from RefSeq and is a predicted model, not a curated record. Bases 1 to 1380 code for a protein of 459 amino acids. NCBI's taxonomy places the organism in Eukaryota, Fungi, Ascomycota, Eurotiomycetes, Eurotiales, Aspergillaceae. Gene Ontology annotation, biological process: proteolysis.
AUGGAAGCCAACUGUGACGAUGAGGGAUCAAAGCCAUCACUGAUGCCCCCACACCCGCAGCUGCUCUCGUCCCUUCAGGUUGCGCCUGGGUUGAUUUCGGCGCCACACAUAUCCAAAAUGAGCUUCGGACGCCCCUCCCUGAGCGCAAGAACUGGGACCGUACGUGGUAUGAAUGAUGGGACAAUUUUUCCUGACUCGGACUUCGCCGCGACAGUACCACCCAGGCGCAUGAGGAGGGCUGCUCUAAGAAGGACACCCCUCAGAGGAGUCGUCCAGAUCGCGGUCGUGCUUGUCGAUUUUCCAGACCAGAGGAUGUCACGAAACGCUACGCAGCGUUUUCAGGAUCUCUUUUUCUCGACGGGGCAGAUCACCACGGGAAGUGUUACCGAAUACUUCUCAGAGGUGAGUAACAGCACAAUCUCCUUAGAUGGUGUGGUCCUGGGUCCAUUUGGUAUGCCGCGAACACUUCGUGAGUACGCCAAUGGUGAAAGCGGGACCUCCUCCAUGCCUCCCAAUGCGCGAACCCUGGCCGCUGAUGCGCUCGACGCAGCCAGAAGCCACAUAAACUUUAGUCAAUAUGACAACGAUAACAACGGUUAUGUGGAUGCAUUCAUUGUGGUUCAUGCUGGACGAGGGGCAGAAGUGACGGGAAAUUCAAACGACAUCUGGUCACUCAAGUGGGUGUUGCCCAAUUCUGUCUCCGCCAAUGGAGUUCAUGUAUAUGGGUUCCUCACGAUCCCUGAAGACGCAUAUCUUGGUGUUUGUGCUCACGAGCUGGGCCAUCUAGUGUUUGGGUGGCCUGAUCUCUAUGACACGGACAAUAGCUCCGAGGGAAUUGGAAGUUGGUGUCUUAUGGCGGGUGGUUCAUGGGGAGGUUCGCCACCAGGUGUUCAGCCAUGUCAUCCCUCCGCCUGGUGUAAAGCGUCGCAGGGGUGGGUUAGGGUCCAUAAGCCGAAUAGGCCACAGGGGAUCAUAUUGCGGGAUGUAACGACGAACCAUGAGGUCUACCGAUUAUGGACUGGUGGAGAUACCGCCAGCGAAGAGUAUUUCCUGCUUGAGAACCGUGCCGCUGUUGGCUUUGACCGCUCCCUUCCAGGAUUUGGUCUGAUCAUUUGGCAUAUCGAUGACUCACAAGGGGACAACAGUGAUGAAACCCACUAUUUAGUUGCCAUGGAGCAAGCGGAUGGCUUAAAUCAACUUGCGACGUCGACUUCCGGUAGGGGUGACGCUGGGGACCCCUACCCGGGAGCAACUGAUAAUCGAUCCUUCACCAACACCUCUAGGCCGAAUAGUCAGUCAUACUCUGGGCAAGCGACCGGGGUUUCUGUGACCAACAUUUCCGCUGCGGCCGCAUCCAUGACCAUGGAUAUUGACAUGUAG